AGGUACAAGGUCAUAGUAACGUAGACAUUAUCGUUUAUAAACGAUUAUGAAUGUAGAUUUGGCAACAGUAUACAUUUUUCUCCAGCCAUAAUCAUGUCUAGGUUUGUUCAAAUCGUAUUAACAGCUUUGGUCGCCGCCCAGGUGCUCGGUGCCCCAGGUGCAGACGAAAAUGUAUGGCUUACUAAAGCACUGGCCACCCAAAAAUCAAUGAACAAGUCGUUUGAAAACGUUUUCACGAGCGGAGUUGAAGAUGCGAAAAUCAAAACUAUUGCUAAUAAGGGUUUUGCCGACUUCACUAAAUUCAUCAAGGACGGGAUAGCUCCGACAUUGAAGAAGGUGGACACGAAUCCUAUUUACGAGAAGGUAAAGGCCAGAUUGAACUAUUGGCUUGGCGAGUUGGACAGCUUGAACAACGGAAACGGCACCGAUUUGUCGAAGCAAACGGGUCGCACGGCUGUGGGCAAAUUCGAAAUAGCCAUCGACAAGAUGGUGAAAAGAGCGCCUGACUUUAAAAAGAAAGUCCAAGCGGCCCGUCCGGAAGUCCGACCGAUGUUAGACGACAUUGGCAACUUCUUCAUGGAGAUAAUCAACAAAAUUGAUGAGAUUGCAAAAUCAGUAGGGAAACAAGUCCAAGACGCUGGGAAAAAAACAGCACCGACUAAAGCCAAAGGAAGAAAUUAGUGAUUUUACAAAAGUAGUAAACUGUCUCAUGUUUUUACCAGUUAGCUGUAUAAUAUCAUAUUAUAGUCACUGCGAGUAUUGGCCGCUUUGAUAAUUUGCAUUAAUUAUUAUAUACAUUAACCAACUAUUAUUUUAUACACAUAAAAUCCUUAUUAUAUUGUUUAAACGUGAAAUACUUGAUAAAUAAAUAUAUUUGUUCGCAA
Molecule: messenger RNA, 884 nt
Organism: Adelges cooleyi (spruce gall adelgid)
Lineage: Eukaryota; Metazoa; Arthropoda; Insecta; Hemiptera; Adelgidae
Exons: 4
Coding region: 94-681 (195 amino acids)
Source: RefSeq, a predicted model, not a curated record